GACCUAGAUUAACCAAUAGCUUUUAGACACAUUUGUUAGUCAUAUUUUUAAGUCCUGUUUCGCGUUGUGGGUGUCGGGAUAUUCUAACAAUGGGGAGACCAUGGGAUCUGUCCGUGGUACAUAGCCUAGUGGUAGUUACUGUAUUGGCAUGUGUAUUGUGUGAUCCGUCAUCGUUACUGUCUGAUAUUCCUGUAUCAAAACCUAAUGAGGGACUUUCAACAGCCUCAGACACUUUAGCUAAAGAAGGGGAGGCAAUCAGCUUGGAUGGUCUAAGCGUUGAACAGUUGAAGCAAGCACGGGAACAUGCUGAAAAACGACAGUUUGAAGCUGAGGUUGAUCGCAUGAUGAAAAUAAUAGUUAACUCUCUGUACAAAAAUAAGGAGAUCUUCCUUAGAGAAUUAAUAUCAAAUGCAUCAGACGCUCUGGAUAAGAUUCGCGUUCUUUCGCUUACUAACAAUGAAGUUCCUGAUGAGUCUGACGAAAUGAGAAUCCGAAUAAAAGCCAAUAAAGAUGCACGGACACUUCAUAUAAUAGACACAGGCAUAGGCAUGACAGAAGCUGAACUUACCUCUAACUUGGGAACCAUUGCUAAGUCUGGAACAUCUGAGUUCUUGACUAAGAUCUCUCAAAGUAGUACGGCCACAGAAAAGUCUGACCUUAUUGGCCAGUUUGGUGUUGGGUUCUACUCCUCUUUCUUAGUUGCAAACAAAGUUUUGGUUGUAUCCAAGAGUGAUAAUGAUGACCAGUAUAUCUGGGAGUCCAAUUCCACUUCAUUCGUAGUUUACAAAGACCCACGUGGAAACACCCUUAAACGUGGGACUGAAAUUGUCCUUUACUUAACGGAGGAGGCAGAAGAUUAUUUACAAUCCGAAACUCUUAAAGAAGUUGUGAAAAAAUACAGUCAGUUCAUCGAUUUCCCCAUUUAUGUGUGGUCGAGUCGAGUGGAAUCGCAGGCUGCUGAACCCGAAGAAAAGGAGGAGUCAAAAACAGCUGAUUCUGAAGCUAGCGUUGAAGAAGAAAGUGGAAAAAAAAGUGAAAGCAAGACCGUAGACAAAGUCGUCUGGGACUGGGUACGUGUAAAUGCAAAUAAACCUAUUUGGAAACGCAAACCGGCCGACGUUACUGAUGCGGAGUACAAUGAUUUAUUCCGUGCCUAUUCAAAUGAUAAUGACGAUCCUCUCGCCAAGAUUCAUUUCAGUGGUGAGGGAAAUGUGUUAUUUAGUUCAAUACUGUAUAUACCAAAACAUCUUCCCUCUAACAUAUUCCAGAUGCACAGUACUCAUAGUGAUAGGAUCAAGUUGUACGUUCGUCGUGUAUACAUUUCUGACGCAGCCGAUGAUCUGCUUCCUAAAUACUUGGCAUUCGUUUUUGGUAUAGUGGAUAGUGACGAACUUCCUCUAAAUGUUUCUCGUGAAAUGCUGCAGCAAAACAAACUCCUUAAAUUGAUAAAGAUAAGAUUGGUCAAGAAAGUUCUCCAGAUGAUUAGCGAACUUUCUGAAUCUCAGUUUAAAAAUUUCUGGAAGGAAUACUCUGUGAACAUAAAACUUGGUAUAAUUGACGAUCUUCCAAAUCGCACUAAGUUAUCCAAGUUCCUACGGUUUUGGACUUCAAACAGCACUGAAAACCAAUCAAGUCUUGCAGAUUAUGUUUCACGCAUGAAAAAUGGUCAGGAAGAUAUAUACUAUCUUACCGCAUCUUCAAUAACUGAGGCGAAGUCAUCUCCAUUUGUAGAAAGGCUAAUCAAGAAAGGCUAUGAAGUCAUUUAUAUGAUCGAUCCUGUUGACGAGUACAUGCUUCAGUCGCUAACUGAAUAUGAUAAGAAAAAGUUACGAAAUGUGGCAAAGGGAACGAUCGAAAUCGACAAAUCGGAAGAAGCAAAGACUCGUAAAGAAGAACUAGACAAAGAAUUCAAACCUCUCUUGGAAUGGUUUAAGGAAAAUUUGAAAGAAUAUGUCGAUAAGACUGCCUUGUCAGAAAGAUUAUUGAAUACUCCAUGUGCUCUUGUCGCUAAUGAAUUCGGUUGGUCCGGAAAUAUGGAGCGCAUUAUGACUGCACAAGCAUAUCAAAGGGGUGGAGAUCCAUCAUCUACUUAUUACUCUACUAUGAAAAAGGUCUUUGAAAUUAACCCACGCCAUCCAGUAAUGAAAAAGUUAAACGUUCUUAUAAAGACCUCUAAAGAUGAUCCUACAAUAAGUCAUACUGCGAAUUUGCUCUUCGAUGUUGCGGUCCUUCGUUCAGGUUUUUCUGUUAAGAACCCUGUUGCUUUCGCAGAACGAGUUGAAUCUGUUGUAAAGAAAAGUUUAGAUAUUGAUCAAAGCGAGUUGCUGGACGAAGAACCUGAGACUGAUGAGGAGUCUGUAACGGAUGAAGUGAAUAAAGAGUCGAUUUCAAAUGAAGAUUCAACGAACGAAAAGUCAGAAGCAUCUUCGCAAAUUGAUAUACAUAGUUUUACUGAUUUCUAUGACAAUGAAAAUAAUUGGAAAAUGAACAAAACAGAAACAAAUCAAUUUUCGGAAUUCAAUCUUAUUACUGAAUCUUUUGAAGACAGUAUUACUCCUAGUUUCGUCACAACAUCAGAUUGUCCAACAUGCCGUCGACUUUUAGGGUGUAGUUCACGAGUUCAUAGUCAUCAAACUGACAGAAAUCCUAAAGUGGAUCAAAUUGAUAACAAUGAAAAUGAUGACCAAGAUGAAGAUGAAUACAAUGAAUCUGAAACAACAGGAAUGACCAAUGAUUCUGGUAAUGAUGACGAUGAUGAUGAUGGGGAAGAUAAGGAUGACGAUUUCGGGAAAUAUCUAGGUGAGAAAAUUUCUGAGUCAAAGAUUAAAUCAACAUUUAGACAUAUGCGUAAAUUAGAAGAGUCUAAAGAUAAUGAUGAUAAUGGUGAUGUCGACAACAAUACUGAGUAUAAUGAGUGUUUGUCAAUAUGCGCUUCUAGGCAUGGGAAAAAAUUAGAUUUAAGACAUACCCUUAAUUUAGAAGAUGAUGAUAGUAGAGGAGAAGAUGAAGAUCAGUUAAAAGAAUCAACGACAGAAAACAAACUUGUUCAUAAUGAAAAUAAAAAACAACUUCCUAAUCUAAAAAAUAUGCCUGAAAUACAUAAAAACAAAUUAAAAGCUGAUGUUAAAGCUUUGAAUCAAAAACUGCAAAUAAGUAAAGAUCAUCUUAUAAAACAUAAUGAACCAAAAAGUGAAAAGAUUACAGAAGUACAAACUACUGAUGAACUAGACGAUAUUGAUGAAGACGAUAAUGAUGAUAGCAAUGAUGAUGAUGAUGAUGAUGGUGGAAAUAAAGAUUAUGAAGAUGAUAUUGAUGAUGAUCAAGAUGAUGAGGAUGAAAAAUUUGCAGAUAAUUACAGCGAUGAUAAUGACAAACAUGACACCACUAAAGUACUAAAACCAGGCUGCAAAAAAUCUAUUCAAGAGGGUCAACCAUCAAUAAAUGAGAAUACGAAUAAGAAGCUGAGUAAUGACGAUGUUGAAGACUAUGAUUACGAUGACAGCAAUGAUGGUAAUGAUAAUGAUGAUGAUACUAAUGAAGUUGGUGACGAUAAUGAAAAUGAUAAUCAUGAUGUAAACAGUCAAUCAAAUGAUGAUACAUCUAAAGGAAAAGAUUUUAAAAUUGACCAGCAUAAAAAUAUAAAAACAACAGUUGAUCAAUUUGAAGAUGAUGAAUAUGAUGAAACUGAUGAUUUUGAUCCAGAUAAUGAUAUUGAAGAAGAAAGUGAAGAUGAUCAACCAGAAGAUUUAGAUUUGGAAAUAUCACCUGAAGAAGGUUAUGAAGAUGUUGAUGAUCCUGAUUACAGUGAUUGGAUAGAGGCUGAUGAAGAAUUAAAUCCUAAUUGGCCUGGUGUAAGGAAAUUAAUGGCAGUUAAAACAACAACUCCUACUACUUCAUCUAAAUCCAAGUCUCACUCAGAAACGGCUACUGGACAUACAAAGAAUAAGAAAGUUCCAUCAAAAACAGCAACACAUGUAAAGACCAUUUCUAAAACACCAUCAUCCAAAUUAUCUGAAAGUUCUAAAACAAAACAACCCAAGGACAAACCUUCUUCUAGUCAUCAUCAACAAAAUCAACCAGACAAGUUAAAAUCUUCCACAUUAGCAUCAUCAAAGCAUGCAGAAGAUCAUCACUCAAAGAAGGCAGUGCAUAAAACUGUUCCGUCACAAGAUAAAUUAAAAACACCAGUUCCAACAAAUAAAAACCCUAAACAAUCUACACAAAAAUCGAAACCAGUACGAAUUAUUGGAAAUAUAAACGAUCAUGACUGUGAUGGUAUACCAGAUGAUAUUGAUGAAGAUAUUGAUAAUGACGGUCUUUUGGACCGAACACAAGAUUCCGAUUGGGAUGGAUUAUUGAAUCAUGUUGAUGAAGACGAUGAUAAUGAUGGUAUCCCUGAUAUUGAAGAUGAAGAUUCUAAUGGUGAUGGAAUACCAGACUGCCGUUCUGAUGUCUCUGACUUAAAACUAAAAGUAAGAUAUAAGAAGAAAAUGCGUAAAGUUGACAGCGACUUCGACGGUGUUCCAGAUGAUGUUGACGGAGAUGAUGAUAACGAUGGUAUUCCAGAUAUUAUGGAAGAUGAAGACAAAGAUCAAAUUCCUGAUUUUUUAGGACUUACUCGUGCUGAUUUUUUAAAGGGUGUCAGUACUAAAGAAUUAAACAGACGAAUGAAUAAACGUGGUUGGUUUGAUCAUGACUGUGAUGGUAUUCCAGAUAAUCUCGAUCCAGAUGAUGAUAACGAUGGGUAUUUCGAUUCAAAACAAGAUAGUGAUCGUGAUGGUAUGCUGAAUGAAUUCGAUGAUGACGAUGAUAAUGAUGGAAUACCAGACAGUGAAGAUCUUGAUGCUAAUGGAGACGGUAUACCUGAUUGUAUUGUUAAGGAUUCAGAUGGUGAUCAUAUUCCUGACCAUAUUGACACAGAUGAUGAUAAUGAUGGUAUACCGGAUUUACAAGAUCCAGAUCAUCCCAAUUUCGAUUACUUACGUGAUUCGGAUAAGGAUGGUAUUCCUGAUACACUAGACAUGGAUGAUGAUAAUGAUGGUAUACCAGAUAGCAUGGAUUUUGAUUCAGAUGGUGAUGGAUCGGAUGAUCUGUUUCAAGAUAUUGACAAAGAUGGGGUACCGGAUAGUGUAGAUGAUGAUAUGAAUAAUGAUGGAAUACCGGAUCAUAAACAAGAUCAUGAUUGUGAUGGAAUCCCAGAUAUUGUUGACCCUGAUGAUGAUAACGAUGGUUAUUUUGACACAAAACAGGAUAGCGACAAUGAUGGUUUAUUGAAUGAAUGGGACGAUGAUGAUGAUAAUGAUGGUAUUCCAGAUGUGGAUGAUGAGGAUUCGAAUGGUGAUGGGAUCAUUGAUUGUCAACCACAUGAUAGUGAUAAUGAUGGAAUACCCGAUCAUAUCGAUGAAGAUGAUGAUAACGAUGGUAUACCAGAUCAACGAGAUCCUGAUUCAAUGUCAUUUCUGCUGUAUAAACAUAAGCGUUUUCUUGAAGCUAUCCCAGCUCAUAUUGCACGACAAGAAGCCAACUUGUUAAAUGUCGAUUUAGGCGAUCCAAAUGAUAAAGAUUGUGAUGGAAUUCCAGAUCAUAUUGAUAAUGAUUUGGAUAAUGAUGGAAAAAUCGACAGAACACAAGAUUCAGAUAUGGAUGGAUUAUUAAACCACAUAGACGAAGAUGAUGAUAAUGAUGGUAUUCCUGAUGUAUUAGAUCCUGAUGCAAAUGGUGAUGGUAUUCCAGAUUGUCGACGUGAUGGUGGAUUACAUUAUAAAUUAGUUAAAUCACCUUCUGGUUUAAUUAAAAAAGUAUUAAGAAUACGUGAACCAACACAAGAAGAACAACAUCAAGCCUAUAUGGUUAAUGAAGCUAAACGUAAAUUAAUACGUAUUCGUGCUAAACUACGUGAACCUUUACCAAAGAAUACAAUACAAGCAAUUCCAUCAUUUGAUUUCAAUGAUAACAUGAAUGAUAAUCCAGAUAAUCAUCAUAAUGUUAAUGAAAUAAAAUCUAAAAUAAAAUCAUUUAAUUCAAAAUCUGUUCAAUCUAAUAUCAAUUCAAAAAAUGAACAUACAAUUAAACAUCAUCCAAAUAAUAAACAAGAAAAUGGCGGUAAUAUAAAUUCAAAGAAAACAUCAAUACAAGGAGUCAAAUCUACUGGUUCACCUUCUUUAAAACAAUCAAAUCAACAACAAAUACCAAUAAAACAUAUCAAGGAACAAAAUACUGUUAAAUUAAAUAAUAAACAACAAAAUCGUAAAUUAGCAGAAAGUUUAAUACCAAAUGAAAAUACUGAUUCAUUUUAUUCUUUAAAUAAAGACAUUUUACUGAAUAUUCAUGAUAUGAAUGAUUACCCUGAUCAUGUUUCUACUCCCUUUGAUAAUUUUAACGAUGAUAAUGAUGAUGAUGACAAUGAAAUAGAGAAUGAUCAAGAAGUUAAUUUAGCUGAUACAAACUUAAAAUCAUCAAUAUUUGGCAGUUUUUUAUUGCCUGGAGCAGAAGCAGGAACAACUAAUGAAGUAACUGGAUCAAAUAGAAAAAAUAUCAAGAAAACGAAACAAAACGAAGCAACACAAAUGAAAAAAGUUGAUAAAUUAAAAUUAAAAGAAAAACAGAAGGUUAAUGAAAAUGACAAAAGGUUACACUCCACAAAAAAUAAACAAUCAUGUGACGUCCAUUCUUGUCAAACAACAAAAAAUAACCAGGUGAAAACUCACCGAAAAUCUCAUUCUAUCACAAACUAUUUAUCUAGCCAUCAUGAAGAUGAUCAUGAUGACGAAGAUGAAACAUCGCUAGACUCAGAUGGUGACGGCAUACCGGAUUAUAUGGAAGAUGAAAAUGGCGAUGGUAUUCCGGACUACCUAGAAGAUGAUGAUAAUGAUGGCAUUCCAGAUCAUUUAGAAAGUGAUUCAGACGGAGACGGUAUUCCAGAUUAUAUGGAAGAUGAUGAUGGAGAUGGAAUACCAAACUACUUAGAAGACGAAGAUGAAAAUGGCAUUCCAGAUUACCUGGAAAAUAGUAAACAAAUCAAAAAUCAAGGUAAGUAUAAAAUAAACGAACGUCCAGUUCGAAAACAUAAAAAUAAAGAAACACGUACAGAUGACAAUAAAAAAAAUAUAAUAAGAUACGGAAAAAACAACAAUAAAAAAAUCCACAGUCAAGAACGCUACUCACACCAUGACCAUCUAGAAGACGAUUCUGAUGGCGACGGUAUCCCUGACCAUCAGGAGGAUGAGGAUGGUGACGGCAUUCCAGACUACCUGGAAGACGAUGAUGGGGACGGUAUUCCUAAUUAUCUCGAAACGAGUCACCUCAAGAGAGCAAGCAAAUUACCGAAACACAUCGACAGGGACGGUGAUGGAAUUCCAGACCAUCUAGAGGGUGAUUCUGAUGGUGACGGUAUCCCUGACCAUCAGGAGGAUGAGGAUGGUGACGGCAUUCCAGACUACCUGGAAGACGAUGAUGGGGACGGUAUUCCUAAUUAUCUCGAAACGAGUCACCUCAAGAGAGCAAGCAAAUUACCGAAACAUAUCGACAGGGACGGUGAUGGAAUUCCAGACCAUCUAGAGGGUGAUUCUGAUGGUGACGGUAUCCCUGACCAUCAGGAGGAUGAGGAUGGUGACGGCAUUCCAGACUACCUGGAAGACGAUGAUGGGGACGGUAUUCCUAAUUAUCUCGAAACGAGUCACCUCAAGAGAGCAAGCAAAUUACCGAAACAUAUCGACAGGGACGGUGAUGGAAUUCCAGACCAUCUAGAGGGUGAUUCUGAUGGUGACGGUAUCCCUGACCAUCAGGAGGAUGAGGAUGGUGACGGCAUUCCAGACUACCUGGAAGACGAUGAUGGGGACGGUAUUCCUAAUUAUCUCGAAACGAGUCACCUCAAGAGAGCAAGCAAAUUACCGAAACAUAUCGACAGGGACGGUGAUGGAAUUCCAGACCAUCUAGAGGGUGAUUCUGAUGGUGACGGUAUCCCUGACCAUCAGGAGGAUGAGGAUGGUGACGGCAUUCCAGACUACCUGGAAGACGAUGAUGGGGACGGUAUUCCUAAUUAUCUCGAAACGAGUCACCUCAAGAGAGCAAGCAAAUUACCGAAACACAUCGACAGGGACGGUGAUGGAAUUCCAGACCAUCUAGAGGGUGAUUCUGAUGGUGACGGUAUCCCUGACCAUCAGGAGGAUGAGGAUGGUGACGGCAUUCCAGACUACCUGGAAGACGAUGAUGGGGACGGUAUUCCUAAUUAUCUCGAAACGAGUCACCUCAAGAGAGCAAGCAAAUUACCGAAACACAUCGACAGGGACGGUGAUGGAAUUCCAGACCAUCUAGAGGGUGAUUCUGAUGGUGACGGUAUCCCUGACCAUCAGGAGGAUGAGGAUGGUGACGGCAUUCCAGACUACCUGGAAGACGAUGAUGGGGAUGGUAUUCCCAAUUAUCUUGAAAAUAAUGGUGCUGCAUCAAUUUAUUUAAAUUUUUUGCGGAAAUCGAUCAUGAAUUUGAAGUCUUCGGAUUCAAAGGACAAUGUUAUUCAUGAUUACCUGCGUGGUUACACUGAUGGUGAUGGUGUUCCUGACUAUCUAAGAGAUAGUGAUAAUGAUGGAGUACCAGAUUUUAUGGAAGAUGUUGAUGAUGAUGGAACACCAAACUAUAUAGAUGUUGAUUCUACAGGACAAUCUUUGCAACAUACAAUUUCGUAUAAAAAGCACUACGAUGUCAAUAAAAAUGGCAUACCAGAUGACUUGGAAAGUGAUCAGGAUGGAGAUGGCAUCCUUGACUUCAUGGAAGAUUCUGAUGACGAUGGUAUUCCAGAUUAUCUAGAGGACUCAGAUAAUGAUGGAUUCCCAAACUAUUUAGAUGAUACAUUUAACUCCAAACGUGAUAUCCAUUUAAAAUUUGAAGAUAAAAAUAAGAAUGGGAUACCGGAUCAUUUAGAACGUGAUUCUGACUAUGACGGAGUUCUUGACUAUUUAGAAGAUUCUGAUAGAGAUGGUAUACCAGACUAUUUAGAAGAUACUGAUGCAGAUGGUACACCAGAUUACAUGGAUGAAGAUGCUGUUACACAAUUUUCUCCGAGAAAAAUACGCCAUCGUGGCAGCGGUCGAAAAUUUGCUGAUGCUGAUAGAGAUGGUAUACCAGAUCAUUUAGAAGGUGAUAUUAAUCAAAACAAUAUCAUUGACUAUUUAGAAGAUUUGGAUAAUAACAGUAUACCGGAUUAUCUUGAAGAUUCUGACAAAGAUGGUAUACCAGACUAUUUAGACGAAGAUGCUAAUACAAAGUUUUCACCCAAAGUAUUAAGAUCAUUAAAACCAGCCAGACAUUAUGCUGAUAUAGACGGUGAUUACAUACCAGACCAUUUGGAAGAAGAUAAUGAUGGUGAUGGAAUUCCAGACUACCAAGAAGAUUCUGAUUCGAAUGGUAUCCCAGAUUAUUUAGAAGAUAGUGAUGGUGAUGGUAUACCGGAUUACAUAGAUGAGGAUGCUACGACACAGUUUUCACCGAAAAAAUAUCGUGAAUUACGUUCUUCUAUGAAAUUUGAAGAUGAAGACGGUGAUGGUAUACCAGAUCAUUUACAAGGUGAUUCCGAUGGUGAUGGAAUUUUAGAUUUUCUUGAAGAUAGCGAUGGUGAUGGGUUACCAGAUUAUUUAGAAGAUGCUGACGGUGAUGGUAUUCCAGAUUAUUUAGAUGAAGACGCAAAUAGCCAAUUUUCACCGAAACAUUUCACUGACAAAAAUAAAGAUGGUAUACCGGAUCAUUUAGAAGGUGAUUCAGACGGUGAUGGUAUACCGGAUUAUCUUGAAGAUACUGAUCAAGAUGGUGUCCCAGAUUAUUUAGAAGAUUCCGAUAAUGAUGGUAUACCGAAUUAUUUAGAUAAUGAUGUUGUUGAUGUGGAAGUUGAAGCAGUUAUUGAAGCGUAUGAUAAAGAUACUAACAAUAAUGGGAUGGCAGAUUAUUUAGAAGAUUGGGACGGUGAUGGUAUACCAAAUUAUCUUGAAGACGAAGAUCAUGAUGGUAUUGUAGACUUCUUGGAUAAACAAGACAAUCGUUUAUUAAGACGAUUGACCAAAAAUAAGAAAUCAAAAUUUCAAAAUCCAAAUGAUAAAAAUGCCAAUUUUAUACCAGAUCAUGUAGAGGAUGAUUUAGAUGGUAAUGGAAUUCCAGAAUUUAAACAAGAUUCUGAUGGUGAUGGUAUACCGGACUACUUAGAUGAAGAUUAUUUUCAUCACUUCCUAAAGGAGUCAAAAAAACACACCAAAAAGAAAAGAAAAGAAAGUAAAAAAUCUUCGAGUAAAAUCAAAGCCGUCCCUGGGAUCCCAGACAGUUUGGAUCAUGAUGCAGAUAGUGAUGGUGCACUGAAAGAGAAAGUUGCCGAUCGAAAUAACAACGGGGUACCAGAUAAUCUAGAGAUGAAAGACUCUGAUAAUGAUGGAAUUCCCGAUGAUCAAGGUAUUUCGUCUUAAAAAGCCAUGAAAAUUCAUUGCUUCCCCCCUCACGCACCGAAAUGCGCUACAAAUUGAUAUUGAAUGGCUUAAUAACUAUUAUUACUAUUAUGCAUUUGUAUUGUUUCAUGAAAGAAGUAUUAAUUAAUGUGUGCGUGCACGUAAAAUACAAAUUGUUUGAAAAUGCUCAAGAUUAUCAACUACAUGUCGUCAAACAUAGUUCCGCUCUAAUAACAUUCUCUUCUUGAUUGGCAUCCCUUCAUCACCUCUCUUUAUAUUUUAACGCUUCCUUUUCUGAUAUUUCCUAAUGAGUGAAAAAAAAUGCAUAGAUGGAGUCAACCAAUAUUGAGUAUAUCCCACCGUCUUUCUUCUACGCUCAUACAUAUGUAUACGUAUUGAUAUGAACCGUUUUGUUAUUGUUUCUGUUAUUUUAUUUCUACCCAUUUGUUGUUAAUCAAAUCAUGACGUACUACCAUCUUUGAAGUAACCCAGAUUUCUUUAAAUGUUAGAUGUUUUUAUUUUCAUUGAUUUUCCGUGAAUUUCUAAACAACAAAACUGCAUGUCUUAAUUUCCUCUAGGAUCUUAUAUUGCGUUUGUCUAUUUGUAUGCUGAAGCUUUGAGCUGUAUGUUAAAUUUCUUCAUCCGUCUAAUUUAAAAAUGUGAUCAUUGGAUGAAAAUGGAACAUUAAGAUUGCAUGUUCUAUAAUGGAGAUAUUGAGUUAAAAUGAGAAAAAUUCCCCUACUUACAAAUAUAAAAGUUACUU
Molecule: messenger RNA, 11184 nt
Organism: Schistosoma bovis
Lineage: Eukaryota; Metazoa; Platyhelminthes; Trematoda; Strigeidida; Schistosomatidae
Source: the annotation of a GenBank genome assembly